GCACCUUUGCUCCUCACGUUCAUUGCUGAAUAUCACGCUCUUUUCGAAAGCUUUCGCAUCUUUCAUACAUAGCUCCAAGUCGAGUUCAUUCCCUCUUUUCAAGUACAUAUCUAAGUUUCCGGUCCGAGACCAAGUCAAACUAAGAAUUUAUCUACCCGCCGUUUCAAUAACACAACCAAAUUCAAAAUGCAGGUCCCAAUGAAGUCUCUCGUCGCUCUCCUCCCUUUCUUCCUUCAAGUUAGUGCUCAAGCUUCUGGCUCCGGUACCACCACUCGUUACUGGGAUUGCUGCAAGCCAUCUUGCGCCUGGUCUGGCAAAGCUACUCUCGAAUCUGGCUCUGGACCUGUUGGAACUUGCGAUAUCAACGACUCACCUCUUUCAGACCCUACCGCAAUUGCUGUUUCUGGAUGUGAUGGCGGAAACUCCUACAUGUGCUCAGACCAAUCUCCUUGGGCAGUUUCUGAUGAUUUGGCAUAUGGUUAUGCUGCCGUUAACAUCGCUGGUGGAAGCGAGGCUUCAUGGUGUUGUGCUUGUUAUGAAUUGACUUUCACCAGCACUGCUCUUGCUGGCAAGAAGAUGAUUGUUCAAGCUACUAACACUGGUGGUGAUCUUGGCUCAAACCAAUUUGACUUGGCUAUUCCAGGUGGAGGUGUUGGAAUUUUCAAUGGUUGCACAAAGGAAUUCGGUGCUCCUUCCUCAGGAUGGGGUGCACAAUAUGGUGGUGUCGCCGCCGUUUCUUCCUGCGCAGCCUUCCCAGAGGCCCUUAAACCAGGUUGCAGCUUCAGAUUCGAUUGGUUCGAAGGUGCCGAUAACCCAACUGUCAACUUCAAACAAGUCAACUGUCCAGCAGAAUUGACCAAGAGCACUGGAUGCAAGAGAGCUGAUGAUUCAAGUAUGCCAGCUCCAGAUGCUUCGGGAAGUGCAUCCGCCUCCCCAGUUGCAAGCACUUCUGCCAAGACCUCUUCUGUUGCCCCAACUUCAGUUAGCUCUUCAUCUGUUGUCGUAGCACCAAGCUCCGCAACCUCUAGCCCAGUCGUUGUUGUCCCAACUUCUGCAGCUUCUUCCAAGGCAUCUUCUGCAGCAGUUGUCUCUCACCCAGUUGUCCCUUCUUCUGAGGCUUCCUCAGCACCAGCAGUUACUUCCCACUCUUCCGCCACCAAAUCCGCAAAGACCAGUGUCGCCGCUCCUCAUUCCACCUCUGCUUCAACUGGAUACGGCAGUGGAGAUGAUGAUGAUACUUGCGAUGCUGAGUAAAUUACGAAACCAGGAGUUUUGACACAGAACAGAGCUUGGUGGAUCGUAAAGGUAGAGGUAGAGAUAGAUGAUAGAUGAUAUGAGAACGAUGGCUGGGUAGAGAGCCGGUCAAAGAUGAUGAGAUACCUUCUUGUAAUUAUUUUCCCAAUCGCAAAAUUCAAAUAUGAAUUGAACCA
Botrytis cinerea B05.10 is the source of this 1430-nucleotide messenger RNA. RefSeq lists its product as hypothetical. The transcript is spliced from 2 exons. Gene Ontology annotation, molecular function: cellulase activity. Lineage: Eukaryota; Fungi; Ascomycota; Leotiomycetes; Helotiales; Sclerotiniaceae. Gene Ontology annotation, biological process: carbohydrate metabolic process. The record is from RefSeq and is a predicted model, not a curated record. Bases 187 to 1254 code for a protein of 355 amino acids.